Messenger RNA from Ostrinia nubilalis (European corn borer), 4276 nucleotides. Its product is annotated as retinoblastoma-like protein 1. Gene Ontology annotation, cellular component: chromatin; nucleus; transcription regulator complex. Gene Ontology annotation, biological process: regulation of transcription by RNA polymerase II; cell differentiation; negative regulation of G1/S transition of mitotic cell cycle. The transcript has 21 exons. Lineage: Eukaryota; Metazoa; Arthropoda; Insecta; Lepidoptera; Crambidae. The record is from RefSeq and is a predicted model, not a curated record. The coding region runs from base 124 to 3309 and encodes 1061 amino acids. Gene Ontology annotation, molecular function: RNA polymerase II transcription regulatory region sequence-specific DNA binding.
UUCCCGCUUCCCGCCAAGAAGCUGUCAAUUGUCAAAAAAUCGAGGCAAGUUGCUUGGAAGUAGGGGUUAUUUAUUUUCUUUAUUUUAUUGUAUUAGUAAAAAUCAGUGAUAAAAAUUUUGACGAUGGCGAAACCUGAAGAGAAUGAAGAAUAUUGGAUUGAAAAGAUGAAUGUGUUGUGCUCAGAUUUGAAUGUAGACCCUGCUGCUGCGAAAAAGUCUAAGGAAUCAUUUUUAGAAAUUAAACGAAAUUAUACUUUGGAUGGUGAUUCUUUACAUUGGAUGGCUUGUGCUAUGUACGUAGCGUGUCGAACAUCGAUGACUCCAACAGUCCAGUCGGGAUCAGCUGUAGAGAGCAAUUGUGUGAGCCUCACAAGGCUACUAAGACUAUGCAACAUAAGUUUGAUCCAGUUUUUCACAAAAAUCAAGAAUUGGAUGGAAAUGGCAUCAAUGCCAAAUGAUUUCAAAGAAAGGAUUUCACGGUUGGAACACAAAUUUGCAGUUUCAACUGUCUUGUUUAGGAACUUCCAACCUAUGUUUCAAGAAAUAUUCUCUGGUUUGACCAAUGAGACAAUCAAAUCAAUGAAUAUCAAAAGUAAAAAACACAAAUGGCAACCAUGUUCAGCAAAUGCACUGUUUGAGUUCACAUGGUGCCUGUACAUAUGUGUGAAGGGAGAGUUCCAGAACUCCACAGACCUUGUGGACAUGUAUCACAUGCUGCUUUCAUGCCUGGACUUUGUGUUCUCCAAUGCAUUCAUGGCCAGGCGGAUUGACUUGAUCAACCCAAGUUUUAAAGGAUUACCAAGUGACUGGCUUCAAGACGAGUUUGAAGUGCCUAAGAAGCCCCCUUGCAUCAUGUCAACGCUUACUGAAAUCAAGUCUGCGUUACCAGUUGAAGCGGCCGCAAUGAAGGAAUAUAAAUGGAAACCGGUCAUCAAAGCUUUUUUUAAGAAAGGGAUUCUCAAGGGUAACAGUGACCAGCUCCUUGGACUCUUAGAUGUAGCACACUUUGAUACCAAUCUGAAAUCAUUGAACAAUCUGUAUGAAACUUAUGUUCUGAGUGUUGGAGAAUUUGAUGAGAGAAUAUUUUUGGGUGAACAUGCAAAUGAGCAGAUUGGUACCAAGAGCAAUCCUGCAGUAUCCGGUGAUGAGAUAUCGCAAGUUAUUUCUACAUUCGGACCUAGCGGGCGCGCGUGCCCCGACACGCCGCUGACGGGCCGCGGGUACCUGGGCGCGGCGCGCGAGGCGCUGACGCCGGUGUCGGAGGCGCACAACAGCCUGGCGCGCCUGGCCGCCUACACGCGACACGCCAAGCCCAUGCCCUCGGCGCACCUGCUGCGCCUGUUCGCUACAGCUGGUGCAGGACCUGAUCAGACGCCGGUGUCGGAGGCGCACAACAGCCUGGCGCGCCUGGCCGCCUACACGCGACACGCCAAGCCCAUGCCCUCGGCGCACCUGCUGCGCCUGUUCGCUACAGCUGGUGCAGGACCUGAUCAGACGCCGGUGUCGGAGGCGCACAACAGCCUGGCGCGCCUGGCCGCCUACACGCGACACGCCAAGCCCAUGCCCUCGGCGCACCUGCUGCACGCCGGUGUCGGAGGCGCACAACAGCCUGGCGCGCCUGGCCGCCUACACGCGACACGCCAAGCCCAUGCCCUCGGCGCACCUGCUGCGCCUGUUCGCGUGAGUACAGCUGGUGCAGGACCUGAUCAGACGCCGGUGUCGGAGGCGCACAACAGCCUGGCGCGCCUGGCCGCCUACACGCGACACGCCAAGCCCAUGCCCUCGGCGCACCUGCUGCGCCUGUUCGCUGAAUGUGGAGUCAACGAAGAAACCAUCAACAACAAUAUAAUACAACCAUGCAACGGUUGGAUGGAACAGUUCGCGAAUAGCCUGAGGGAGUCCAACUGCAGUGAGCAGACCAUUCAGUUCCGCUGUAACAUGGUCACGUGCUUGUACUACAAAGUUUUCGAACAUAUCAUUAGGGAGGAACACAGGAAAAAGCCACAAGUGUCAUUACAAAUGCUACUAACGCAAGAGACGUACCAACUCACAGUGUACGCGUGUUGUACAGAAGUGGUUUUACACGCGUACGGCGUGCACUCGCUUCGCUUUCCUCGCGUGCUCCAAAUAUACGGCCUUAGCGCCUUCCACUUCUAUAAGAUCAUUGAGCUCGUAGUCCAAGCCGUCGUAGAAAAACUCAGCAGAGACGUCAUCAAGCAUCUGAACACAGUGGAAGAGGAAGUUCUAGAGUCACUGGUCUGGACCUCAGACAGCCCCCUGUGGGACCAACUGGCUAAAUACCCUGUGCCUGCAUCGACAGACGUCUACGUUCAAGAAUCGCCCUUAAGUCGCCGGAAUAAUAAUUCUAUCCUGUCACUCGAAUCUGCAGCUAUAGAUAGGUUUUUGUCUCCGAUGGCUGAUCAGACGAAGAGACAGCUGUUCAAAGACAAUAUCAAACCUGGGCAAUCACUUUUAGCUGUAAAAUCAGAACCAAAUUCAUCAGAACCGUCCACAAGUGCUUCCAAUGGCGAUCCUUCACUUACUCCUAAGAAAUCGAACAAUUCACUAAAUCUGUUCUUCAGAAAGUUCUACAGCCUGGCAGUGGUGCGUAUGAAUGAUUUAUGCGCGAGACUACGGCUGGCCGGCGACGAGCUCAAGCGAAAAAUCUGGACGUGCCUCGAGCACGCGCUCAUGAAGCAGUCGCAGCUCAUGCGCGACCGCCAUCUUGACCAGAUCCUCAUGUGCACCGUCUACGUCGUUUGCAAGGUAUCAAAUAACGCAAACAAUCCUGUGGAAAGAACAUUUGCAGAAAUCAUGAGAUGUUACAGACAGAGACCUUUAGCUGAUAAUCAUGUUUAUAGAUCUGUGUUAAUCACCCCUGCGACUGAAGACAGCCCUGCAGAAAGAAGUGAUUUAAUCAAGUUUUAUAAUAAAGUUUAUGUGCAAUGUAUGCAAGACUUCGCUCUUAGAUUUGCAGGAAGACAAAAAGAGGAGUGCUGCCUUUCCCCGCUGCCGGCCGGGCGCGGCGACGCGGCGUACUCGCCGGCCGGCCAGCGCGUGUCGGAUCGGCACCAGGUGUACGUCAAGCCGCUCACGUCGCCGCUGCCUGCGCACCACCACCUCACCUACCGCUUCAGCCGCAGCCCCGCCAAGGACCUGCACGCCAUCAACACGAUGGUAUCUUGCGAGGUGGGCGGGCUGAAGCGCGGCGGCGGCGCGGGCGGCGCGGCGCUCAAGCGGCCUCGCCUCGGCGCCGCCGGCGUCGCGCGCAAGCUGCACGGCCUCAUGACCGACCGCCAGGCUGUCUAGCGGCACAUCAAAUCAUUUACCACAUGCGAGAAGCGAAGAAGUUCAAUGAAGUUUUACAGAAGUCUUUUUAGUUUUUACCAAAAAAAAAUCGUUCUCCGCUCUCUAGCCAUAUCGUUUUAUUGUUCAAUAACGUUGACGAAUUAUAAAAAAAUCAAUUUAAUCUAAACCGACAAAGAAAAAGUAAUAGAACUAUUAAAACUUGUCACAAUGGGAGAAACUCCUUGGACUGGUUCCAAGUAAAUCAUGAAUUGGUGCUACAUUUAACAUGAAUAAUUUUGUCAGUAGACAAUAUCCACGCUGAUAGUCACUGCAUUCAUAGAGCACAUCCAUUUUGAUCUCAUUUAUUUGUUGAGUGUGAAUAGUAUUGAUAAUGCAUAAUUCGGUGGAUACUGAUAUUUGAUAUUUGCAUGAAAUAUCUGCCUCACGGACUUUGAAAACCAUUUUGUAGUUUGGAGACGAGAUGUGAUGCAAUGUUAAAUAUUAGUAAACCCCUGUAUGUAGUAAGUUGCUCAUUGGUUUUAUAAUUAAGAUUUAAAUUUAUUAAAUACUUUAGUUUCAUGAUUUUAUAUUGAAGCCAUAGUUAUCAAUUAGCUGUAUAACUGUGACUAAGGUAAAAAUAUUAUAUUCCAAAUUAUUUUAUUAUUGUAUGUACGUUAUUGAGUACCAAUACUUACAGUAUAAGACAGACUUGACUGAGAUUUGCCAUAAAAUAUUUUUUAACUCAAAUAAAACACAAUAUUGCAUGUUUGACCAUAUUUAAGUUCCUUACAGUGUAUAUGACUCUUCUUUAUCUUUAUCCUCCUUCGUUUGUGUUAUCUUAUUAUUUUAUUUACUAUUAGUUUGUAAGUAAUCGGAGAAAAGGAUAAAAUCAAUUUGUUUUAACUUCCAAUCAAAAUUAUAUGACUGUAUAUUUCGUACAUAACUAAUGUAUCAUGUAUUUUAAUCUUAGAAUAAACAAAAAUUCCAA